Schistocerca piceifrons (Central American locust) is the source of this 6689-nucleotide messenger RNA. RefSeq names its product proton channel OtopLc (gene OtopLa). Gene Ontology annotation, molecular function: proton channel activity. Gene Ontology annotation, cellular component: membrane. Gene Ontology annotation, biological process: proton transmembrane transport. Bases 523 to 3150 code for a protein of 875 amino acids. The record is from RefSeq and is a predicted model, not a curated record. The transcript has 15 exons. NCBI's taxonomy places the organism in Eukaryota, Metazoa, Arthropoda, Insecta, Orthoptera, Acrididae.
GCACGCGGCCGUCGCCAAUCGCGCAAGUACGUCACAAUGGCAACCGACGGUCGCCGCUGCAAUUAACAAUGCUGCCGCGUGCACUUCUGCCGGCCGAUCUCGAGCGUCGAAUGCCGUACGUCGCGCGCAGUGAAUUGCGAUGCAGGGAGCUCUAAGUGCGUAGCGAUCGGCGCGAGGGAGUCGGUAGGCGGUUGGCGCACCUGGGAGGAGCAAGCGAGCGGCCCGGCGACCCGGGAGUCGCACCUCGGCGAGCGGUGGGCCGGACACGGCCAGCCUCAGGCAGCAGCCAGUGCCCGCCCGUGCCUCCACACGCGCUCCUUCGCCCGACAAAACAAUGCGCCGGUGGUGCGUGUAAAUACGCGCAGCGGCUAUUCGGGGAGCAGCGGAGUGCUGGCAGGCAGGGCUCCCAGCCGCCUGUCAUGUGUCAGCGACCCUGAGGCCGCCGCCGCCGACGACGACUCUUGUUUAUAUCGAUCACGUGGUGUUGUCAUUCUGACGCGGUGCAUCUGAACGGCGGCCGGCAUGCAGCGCUGCCCGUACCUGCACGAGAUGAAGGAGCGGCUGCUGUCGCAGAGCUCGAACCCCGACCAGACGUCGCUGCCAGACUCCGGCGCCGCCAUGGACACGCGUGCCGCCUCUGACGUUCUCGAGGUGCGCCAGGAUCCCGUCGUCGGCACCGUCGUCAAGCUCAACCCGGACGGCUACGGCUCGCACACGUCGCCUGCGCACCACUGCAGCAGCCAGCUGUUGGACGAGUCCGCCGACAUGGACAGCUUCGCGCCCAAGAACGCCAAGACCUCACUCUUCAUUAUUCUCAGCUUCAUAUAUGCCAAGCUGCUGAUUGUUAUUUGUAUAGCCUAUGUCAUCUCGGAAGUUGUGACUCAAAACAUACCUCUACAUUAUUAUGAGGGUUUCUUCACAUAUCUAUAUGGAAUGAGCAUACUGUUCUUGUUGUACGUAUUCUGCUUUCUACUACAAGAAAGUGCCUGCUGUGCACCAGAAGUCCAGGCACCUCCACCUCGACCCCCUGUCAAAAAAUCUGAUGCAAAGAAGGCAGAAAAAGAGAAGAAAAAGAAAAAGAAAAAAGCUGCUGAAGCAAAGGAGAAAGGAAGUGGGGGAACACCGGGAGGUGUUGGUGGCAAUAAUAAAGGCUCAAUGUUUCAGGGUGUUCUGCGCAACUUGAGAACCAGCAAAGAUGUGAAUUUGAAUGAUGGUGGUGGAGACAGUCCUACACAAGAAAAGUUGACUGGUUCAUGUGAUCCACCAGAGAUGGUAGAACUGGAGUCUGGGAGACCUGCACGUAAACGAAAAACUUCACAGAACAUUCACAGCCAUGGAAGUUUCUUUCUAAGAGUAGGUGCUAUAGCAUUUGGCCUUGGGACAAUGAUCUAUAAUGGACUUGAGUGUGGAGCUUUCUUCGAAAUUCCCUUCAACUCUCCUUGCUACCAGAUACUUCGAGGAAUUAAUCCAGUGUUACAGAUGAUUUUCACUUUCAUGCAGAUGUACUUUAUAUUCAUGAACUCAAGGCUGAAUAUUCAUCGCUUCAAGGUGGUUGCACGUUUUGGACUUAUGCAUGUAGUUGCUACAAAUUUAUGUGUCUGGAUUCGAACUUUGGUGCUUGAGAGCCUAAAAGAAAUUUCUGCAUACCAGCAUCGACGUCUUGAAUCAUUUUUGGCUGCAGAUGAAGAUAGUGGAGUCGAGUUAAUUCGUGGGCCGAGCAUCUUCGAUUCAGCCCCUGGUGCCCCCACUCUUGGGCAGGGGACAACGGUAGCUGCUGCUGCAGGCGCGGGAGCCACAAGCCUGCAAACGACAGCUAGGACAGCUGCCCACACCAUCGCCCGCAUCACCAACUCUACCUUGCGUGCCAUUCUUGAGGUUACUCUUCCUCCCACAACCCCUAGUACUACUGUUCCAUCCACCACGGUCACUACCACUGCAGCUCCUACAACAACACUGCGUACCACAUCUACUGCAUUCCCAACCACACUUACCACACAGAGUCCUACCACUACUCCUAUUAGUACCACAACUGCAUCUACAACCACAACAACCACCACCACCGCUGCUACUAUCCCUACCACUGCUUUGUUCUCACAGUUCCCUACGAUGCUUGAUUCAAUGGACUAUCCCAGAGCUCUUGACGUUAAUGGAAACAGCAAUGGCAGUAUUCCAUUCUUGGAUGGACCUUUUUAUCCAGCAGCUUUAACAAGUUUGAAUAAUGGUACCUCUAUUACAAGUGGUUGUGGUCGGGUGAACAUCAUGGGAACAAUUGUUCAGGAUUCUGCUCCAUACUUGUUUCCAUUUAUAAUUGAAUACAGCCUAAUUGGUGCUGCUGUGAUUUAUGUUAUGUGGAGACACAUUGGACGUCAUCCCAGAUAUGUGGAACAGGAAGAUUUGGAACAACGGCUGGAAGCAAUGUUAUCACGAAGAGCAGUGGCAAUGGCACAAGCACGUCGACAAGGCCGUGUAGACUGUGUAGGUGCUAGCAAAGGCCUGUUCUGUGGCCUCCUGCUUUUGGUUGCAUCUCUUAUUUGUCUCAUACUUUUCUUUGUGAUGAUACAUCAUCAAGAUUAUGGACUGCUUGCAAUAUACCUGGCAGAUGUUUCUCACUGUGUGUUGAUGUCUCUCAGCAUAAUAGCUACUAUUGUUGGCUUCAUCAGAGUACAGAGUCUCAAAUUCCGUGCUGAAGAGCAGAGUGAUUUGAAUGACAUUCUCCUAAGAGUAUCUGCAUUUGGUCUGUUUGUGUAUGCUGUAUUUAGUGUGAUAGCUGGCUCCUUGGCUGCUUUUCCACAAGAACCCAAGUUGUUAAUUGUGUGCACUGGCUUACUGUCAAUUGUUCAGGUUGUACUACAGCUGUUGUUCAUUGCGGAUGUGGCACGCCGUCGUGUACAUCUCCCUGAACAUGACCGCAGCAAACCUGGGCGUCAAGUAGUAACCUUCCUCUUGAUCUGCAAUGUCACAAUGUGGGUCAUUUACACAUUUGAAGCACAGAAGGUUAUUGCUAAUCCUGUUCAACUUGAUUUCUAUGGAUUCCUUGCAUGGGCCAUAGUGCAACGGGUUACUUUACCACUUUGUAUUUUUCAUCGAUUCCAUUCAGCGGUCACGCUUGCUGAGAUUUGGAAGACUAGCUACAAAGCUCGACUUGAAUGAAUUCUACAGUGCUUGGUAAUUAUUAAAAAUAACAACUUGCCCUGAAAUCAGAACUGGUAUACAUAAAAAAGUGUGAAGGUGUAUGGAUUAAUGAUGAAUUUUAUGAUUUAUGAAGAUGUGGUGUGUUCACACACUCUGACAAUGAAUUUUUGCCAUUGGUUUUCAUCUUCUAAAGUUAUUUUUAAAAACUAAAUAUUUAAGCCAAAGAUUAUAUCCUCAUGAAAUUCAUUAACAAUAAUUAUUAAUUUUGUUAAGAUAUUAGGUUUACUGAUAACACUUUAUGCAAUACCUCUCAUUACUCACACUCUUCUUGAAACAAUUGUCAUUAUACAUUACAUCUAAAAACUAUUCAUUUAUACAUUUGCGACUUGUUAUUUUUGUUGCUCGCAUACAUCAUUAUCAAACUUGAUAGUCAUUUUCAUUGAUGAUAAGAAUGUGUCUGAGUCAUGUCUGAUGGUGAGCAUAAAAUAAUGUUGAUGCUAUUUUUGUCCUAUGCUUGUCUUAUGCCCACAACAAUUUGUCAUAUUUAUUUCUUCUGCAAAACUACAUUAAGGAACUUUAUUUCAUAAAAUACAUGAAACGAAAAGCAUGCAACUGUCAUUUGCAAUGUGCCAUUCCUUGCUGGUAGCACACCGGCAUUAACAUGUCAGCAUCAACAGAUGAAGAGAGUUCAGUAAUGCUUCUGCCUGACUCAUUAAUGUUGACACACUGGAGAAUUUAAUUCUCAUUCUUAAGGUGGUGUUUACCUUGAGAAAUAAAAACAAUAAAAAUUUAAGAAAAGUGAAUGGGUUAAGUAAACUUACAUGUUCAUCCAUGUAUACAUAUUAAGUUUAAGUGUCCAUCAAAAUAAUAAUCUACUAAGUUUGCAGAAGGUUGUGGUUGAUCACUCACAAAGAAACCACUCAACCUCUGUUACAGAAAAUAAUAAUUAUUCUUCUGUUGAACAUGUUCAGGGUGUAGUCUUGCAGCUGUUGUAGUAUUAUUCAGCUAUUUUUUGAAUUAGAAAGAAACUGAUAUUGAAAUAAAGGUGAUGAUUUGGUGAUUUGACACAAGGCCACAAAACUAUGUUGAAUGCACAUGCCUUGUUGAAAUUGAUGACUUUCAUUUGAAUAUGCAAUGUAAGUAUGUGCCAAAUAAAUAAAAUAAUAUUAUUGUAUGGGCAGAAUGAGUAUAUUAAUGGGAAGGAUAAAGUAAAUAUUCAUUACCAGUAUCACUUGAAGAUUACACCAAAUGUUUCACUGUUUUUAUUUCCUUUGUUGUCUGUUGUUAGUUACAAUGUAAAACAACUGAAGCAGAGAUCCCCUUAAAUACAGGCGUAAUGUAAAUUUUUCUUCACUGUGUUGUGAACUUAAUGGUUUCUGUGGAACAUGUAUUACUGAGCAUGAGCUCUAGUGAAAAACACUUCCAUGAUGACUUGAUUGUUUUGUACCAUAAUACACAAAAGAAAAUUUUAAAAUAAUAAUUGGCUACAGAACAAAGGUUAUACACAAAAAAUAUCAUUAAUGCAUUACUAUACAAAAACUGAAUAUCCUACACUGUACAAAUUUUUGCAAACUAAAUUAACAAUUCUGUGAAAUCACCAAUGAGUAGACUUAAUUAAUACAGCAAAACAGAUGUGCUUUGUUGGAUGAGAAGUAAAUGUGUGUCAUAAAUAGUUAAGCAUCAAAUAUAAGAAUAAAUGUUUACAACUUCAAAAUGUAAAUAAAAUGGUUGUUUUGUACAUAAUUUAUCAUUGUUCUUGAUGUCUGUUCUAAGCCUGUACUCAAGUGAAAUAAAAAGAAAACCAUGAGAAAAUUUCUAUAGAUCAUGAAACUAUUGCUAAGCAUGGUGCGUACUAAAUUAACUCUUAUUGCUGUUAUAUAUAUCUAUAUGUGGCUAAAGAGGCAAAAGGUUAGUAACACAUUUUGUGUUGUUUCAUUGCAGAUACCUUCAUUAGUAAGUACAAAGUGACAGACUUAGUUAUGUAGUAGGUGAAAUAAUUUGUUACUGUAGGUCUUCUCUAAAAAAAUUCAUUUUGUUCCAUUUUAGCAGUUUUAAACUUAGUGAGUUUUUUGGCCAGCUCUCUUCCUUUUUUUUUUUCUUUUGCCAAUUGUCAGAAUUUUUAUACAUGAUGAUGAUGUGAUAAAAUUGAUUAUUAUGUUUUCAUUGUUUAUUACAUUUCCCUCAUACAUUAUUUACCCCUAGGACACUUUUUUUGAAAGCUAUGAAAAUUUGUGGACCAUGAAGUUCCAAAGAAACAUGAAACCUGUUCAGCAUUUACCAUUCUACUCUUUUGCUUGACUUUAGAAAAUGAAAUAGUACAAAGUGGAUUAUAGAUAUCCAUUACAUAUAUUUUUUCCGAUAUAUAUCAUGAGUUGUGUGUACAUCUAUUAAUGGUUUGAAACUAUAUGUACAUUCACUACAAAUGUUUUCUAGACUCUUAAUACAAAAUAGCCAAAUAUUCUUUUAAAGUGGAUUAAUUAGGUUCUUUAGUAUUGGUAAUAACACAAUGUUUACUGUACUUUACAUGUGGUAUGUGUGAGAUUAUUUGCAAGUACCAAAUGUUUUUAGAGUUUUUAAUGUGACCAAAUUCAUUUUUGGAAAUUUGCUAUGUAUAUAUACACUGUCAAGAUUCUCACUGCCAACUAAUACAGUAUGUGUGAACUGUAAGUUAAUGUAACAUUCAUAAGCAUCUUACAGUGAUUCAGCAGACUAGAUUAGGAUCAUUCAUAUUCCAUAAGCAUUUGACUGAUGGCAGUGUUAAAGUUGUCAUGAAAUUAAAAAAAGAAAAGAAACAGUGCUUCUUCAUUAUCUGCAUAGAAAACCAUUGCCAGGUUGUGCAAUUUUAUAAUCUCCCUCCAAUAUACAUUAUAUAUAUAGACAUAUAUAUUUAAAAAAACAAUGGAAAGUAGUAGUACUAGUUUUUAAAAUUGAAUAUUUCCUUCUUACAAGUAAAAUCAAUGUUCAAAAUCCUCACUUAAUACAUCUUGUGAAUGGUCUGUUGUUGCCUAUAUCUGGAAUGUCAGAUAUGGCAAAUUUUGAAAAUAUUCAUUCUGAAUAGCUUCUGUUACAGUCAACUUUUGACAUAUCUUGCUUUAUCAAAGGAAAUUUAUACUUACAUAUAGAUGGGGUUUAGAGUUUUUUUUACUUUUUAUAAAUGUCAUAGAAAUUUUUUGAGAUUCUUCCAAGUUUAUUUUAUAACGUGUUUUGUACAAAAUGCAAAGAAUAUAUAUUUAGCUGACAAAAAUUCAUUAAUUCAAAAUAUUAUUUCUGUAACUAAGAGAACUGUGAAUACAGGUACUAGGUGUGUAACAUGCAUUAUUUAUUAAUUUUCAGCUUCAUAUUCAAUCCUCACAUAACAUAUUUCCCACUCAAAGAGAAUGGCUGUUGUUUUUAAAAUGUGGAUGGACCUUUAAAAAUACAUAAAACUGUCUUACAAAGUUCAUUAUGUUUUUUUUUAAAUUACUAUUACUGCUAAUACGGUUACAUAGCUUACAAGUGGAUAAUGGAGGCUGGUGAACACCACAUAAGCCUAUGCUUAGUAUGUGUUACUUGAGAGG